Molecule: messenger RNA, 1410 nt
Organism: Phragmites australis (common reed)
Lineage: Eukaryota; Viridiplantae; Streptophyta; Magnoliopsida; Poales; Poaceae
Product: probable 6-phosphogluconolactonase 2
Exons: 4
Coding region: 258-1100 (280 amino acids)
Biological process (GO): carbohydrate metabolic process; pentose-phosphate shunt
Molecular function (GO): 6-phosphogluconolactonase activity
Source: RefSeq, a predicted model, not a curated record
UCCACCCUUUUCUUGAUCAUUUCCUUUUUAGAUUAUUUAUCAACAAUUAUAUACGCAAUACGAAAGAUCGUACACAUGUAUGCGCAUAUAUGUGUGCGCGCAUAUGUGUGUGUGCUUCCUUGCUUCCACUGGCUUCUUUUUAUUCCCCUCGUUUGUUCGCUUGCGGCAUCGGAAGGAGGAGAGGGCGAGCGAAUGCACAGCUCCGGGAAAUUUUGGUGCAACAAUAACUUCAUAUAGAGUUCUAGACCCAAGUAGCAAUGGAAAGAGAAACGGCUGCCACAUAUGAGCCAAAAAUGAAUAGUGAAAUAAGGGUUUCUGAGAGUUCAGAUGAGAUCUCAACAGAUCUGGCUGAGUACAUCUCACAAGUUUCAGAAAUUUCUGUCAAAGAAAGGGGAUACUUUGCAAUUGCCCUAUCUGGAGGUCCCCUUGUCAGUUUUUUGGGGAAACUUUGUGAAGCACCAUACAACAAAACCCUGGAUUGGUCCAAAUGGUACAUCUUCUGGUCUGAUGAACGCGCGGUAGCAAAGAACCAUGCAGAGAGUAACUAUAAGUUAACAAAAGAAGGAUUCCUCUCCAAGGUACCUAUUCUUAAUGGCCAUGUAUAUUCCAUAAAUGACAAUGCCACGGUGGAGGACGCAGCAACAGACUAUGAAUUCGUUAUCAGGCAGCUGGUCAAGGUUCGCAUAAUUGGAGUCUCAGAGAGCAAUGACUGCCCCAAGUUUGAUCUCAUUCUCCUGGACAUGGGCUCCGAUGGACAUGUGGCCUCACUGUUCCCUAACCACCCUGCCCUCGAGCUGAAAGACGACUGGAUCACCUACAUCACUGACUCUCCACAGCCUCCACCUGAGAGGAUCACCUUCACUCUUCCAGUAAUAAACUCAGCAUCCAACAUAGUAAUUGUGGCCACGGGCGAAGACAAAGCAAAGGCCUUGCAUUUAGCAAUUUCUGACAAUACUGAAGGUCCUGAUGCUCCUGCAGCGCUGCCCGCUAGAAUGGUUCACCCAACAGAUGGGAAGCUGGUGUGGUUUUUGGACAAGGCAGCCGCCUCAUCUCUCGGGGCUACUAACGACGACGCCUCCUAUGAGCAUCACGAAUACUAACUCCAAAGAUCCGAUCCUUUUGCUGUGAAUGAAGGUGUGUAAGUAGGUGGUGGGAUAUGAUGGAAGAUGUGAGCUUCCCCCUUUCGCUCAAUAUACUUGUCUUAGCAUUCAUUUUGUCUGAGGGUUUGGUUUGCGGGAAAUCAAAACUGCCCUUGGUCCUUUUGCAACUAGAGGUGAUUUAGAGCGACGCAGUAUGUGCGCUCGCAAUGUCCAGACCUCAAAGGUGAGAACACCGGAUUUGAACUGUGAUCGUAUGAUAUUAUGUGCUACAUUCUGUCUGGUUGAAGUUAGAUCCUUUAAUUUGUUGGUA